This is a messenger RNA of Dictyostelium purpureum, 627 nucleotides long. RefSeq lists its product as uncharacterized. Gene Ontology annotation, molecular function: pyridoxamine phosphate oxidase activity; FMN binding. The coding region runs from base 1 to 627 and encodes 208 amino acids. Gene Ontology annotation, biological process: pyridoxine biosynthetic process. The transcript has a single exon. The record is from RefSeq and is a predicted model, not a curated record. Lineage: Eukaryota; Evosea; Eumycetozoa; Dictyosteliales; Dictyosteliaceae.
AUGAGAGAAGAUUAUAAAAUGGGACAUUUGGAAGAAGACGAACUAUUAGACUCACCAUUUAAAAUGUUUGAUUUAUGGAUGUCAAAUGAAAUCCAAUGGAAGUCAGAUAGAGAAGCAAAUGCAAUGACAUUAUCAACCUGCUCAAUAGAUUUAAAACCAUCGGCUAGAAUAGUAUUAUUAAAACACUAUGAUGAAAAAGGUUUUGUAUUUUAUACAAAUUAUAACAGUCGUAAAAGUAAAGAAUUAACAGAGAAUCCAUAUGCCGCAUUAACUUUUCUUUGGACACAACGUCAAGUUCGUAUCGAAGGUAAAGUCGAAAAAGUCUCACGUGAGGAAUCUGAAGCCUACUUUAAAACCAGACCACAUGCCAAUCAAAUUGGUGCAUGGGUAAGCGAAUUCCAAUCAUCGGAAAUCACUAAAGAACAAAUGGCUGAUAAUCAAACACGUUUAGAAAAACUUUAUGAAGACAAACCAGUACCAUUACCACCAUUUUGGGGUGGAUGGAGAGUUAUUCCAUCAGCAUUCGAGUUUUGGCAAGGUAAAGGUGGCAGAGUUCAUGACCGUAUCAAAUAUUUACCAAGUAAUGACAACACAAACUCAUGGUUCCAUAAAAGAUUAUCACCAUAA